AUGACUGAACUAAAAAUACAGAGGUAUGCUGGAACAAAGAAGACUGUUUUCCAGGUUUCCGAGUUCGUUAGAUCCAUGUUAGAAGCCUUUGCAGCCUCCAGAAUAUUUCCCGUGAGGCCAACGCCAACUAUCCCAGCCAAUGUCCCAGCUGUAUUGGAAACUCCCAUCACUAUGCCGGCGAACUUUGGAGCAACAUCCAUGUGGUUCACGGCAAACCCUGCUCUUCCUAGAGCCAGAAAACCAAGGGAUACCGAUGAACAUAUCACAGUCCCUGAGGGCGUCCCGAAUGAAGGGAGGGCCAUGAGUGCAACAGCCGAGACAACAAACCCAAUGGUGUUUAGGAGCUUCCUUGUCUUGGUAACUGAUAAGAUCCGUUUUGUAAUCAAGUGA
Triticum turgidum subsp. durum (durum wheat) is the source of this 390-nucleotide messenger RNA. The record is from the annotation of a GenBank genome assembly. NCBI's taxonomy places the organism in Eukaryota, Viridiplantae, Streptophyta, Magnoliopsida, Poales, Poaceae.